CAAUAAUUCGAGCUCAUCUUUCCCACACAGCCUCCCUCUUCUCACUGCACGAAACCAAAGAAUCCAUAGCCACAUCCAACCCUGUGUUUAUCUGCAACUUCACAGCUCCCCAAGAAUACCAGAUCUCCCACUGCUCACCACCAUGGGCUUCAGCUCCAAGGCCAUGGCAGUCUCCUCCGCCCCCCUUAGCGUCUCCCGAAUCCUCUGGGAGUCCCUCCACCUCCCCAUCAAGUCUGGUCAACUCCUCUUUCCCCUCAUCCUCUUCUCCCUCCUCUCCUCUUCCCUCUUCUUUUACUGCUUCUACUCCAUCGCCCCAAUCCCCCUCGAUUUAGUCUCCAAGAUCUCAAUCCUCAUCAAGGAAACAAAGCACCGCCCUCCCAACCUCCUCCUUGACAUUGAGAGGGACCUCAAAGACUUCGCUGGCCUGGCAUCUGUGAUCACUCUCUUCUUCUUCUUCUGCUACUUGUUCCUUGCGCUGGCCACCCUGUACACCUUUGCCAUGGCUCACAUCGACAUUGACUUGACGCCUAAUGACCUCCUCCUCCGGAUCUCUCGCCGCUGGUACCAAACUAUGAUCACAAGGUUCUAUAUAGUCCUCCUCACCAUCGGCAUCGGGAUCCUGUCUUCGCUCGGUGUUGCCACCGUCUUGUUGGAGGCCGAUGUCUCAAGACCUGUCUUCAGAUUUGGCGUGAGCUUGGCGAUCCUCUCAUUUCUUCUGUAUCUUUAUCUGUCGACCCGAUGGUCGAUGAGUCUGGCGAUCACCGCCGUGGAGGAGACGUGGGGGAUCGGCGCGCUGUCCUGGUCCGUGGAGCUCUACAUAGGCAACAAGAAGCGAGGGAUGGUUCUCACCCUCAUGCUGUUGGUCGUCAAGGUGGCGAUCUACGGCGCAUUUGCUGCGGUCAUCACGGCUUCAUGGCCACCUCGGUCGAAGGAGUCGCCAAUGGGGAUCGGAUGCAUCAUCGCGGCCGUGAACGGGCUGUGGGACCUGUACUCCAUGGCCGUGUACACCGUGUUCUACUACGAGUGCAGGAAGAGCCAUGGAUUGGACUGCUCUGGCUUCUCUGUUGCUCCUGUGAGAGUCAACGCACUGCAAUGAGAUCCGAGCUACUACAAGACGCUUAUCGUGUGUGUUCAUUGUGCCUUGAUCUUGUUGUUAUAGUGUCAUAUUACAAUCUUAUUGUGUCAAAUAAGUAAAUGGACAUGCACCAGUUUUGGAGUAUGAAGUGUUCAUACAUCAAUGAUAUGAGAUCUACUGCUGGAUUUGGAUUGUUGCUGCA
Molecule: messenger RNA, 1277 nt
Organism: Musa acuminata AAA Group (dessert banana)
Lineage: Eukaryota; Viridiplantae; Streptophyta; Magnoliopsida; Zingiberales; Musaceae
Exons: 1
Coding region: 143-1096 (317 amino acids)
Source: RefSeq, a predicted model, not a curated record